GCUCUAGAUGGGCUUGAGCACAACAUUGUUGACAUCGUGCCAUUAGGCACGAAUACAAACAUUUACAGAUUUCAUUGUACCAGCCCCUCUAAACCGGUAAUCUGGGUGUUUAAAAACGCAUUUUGACCAAUGGUAAACGAGGCUGUAAAAAUAUGUCAGCGUCGAUUUAAGAAAGGACCAGCCCGCUCCCUGUUAUUGUACACAGGUUGUCACAGCCAUUAGCACGGUGGAAGGAUGCCGAGGAGGAUGCUGUAGAGGAAGCGCUGUGUCCCCAGACAGCCCCCACUCUCACCAAGCGAAGUGACAGCUGUGGUUUGAGGCGUCGCUGAGCUCUGUCUCUUAUAGAGUCGCUCACCGAGGUAGAGCUUUGAUUGUCACUGUUUAUGUUUGUAAGAGAGUGAAUCAACGAGGGCUCUCCUUUUACUCAGUGCAAUAACUGACUGGCGUGCCUGGUAGCCAAAGCAAGCGCCCCUGUUGCCACUACUGUCCUGGGCACUUGAAAAAAAAUUCGAACCUCAGCUAAACAAGAGUUUACUGUGCCCGCUAUUGCUAGAGGGGCUGAAUUAUCAUCUGCGUCUACAGUAAUGCCCGGUCCAGAUCACAAAGACACAGAUCUUUCUGAGAAAGGCAUGUCGUCCUCCACCAGUGGAGUCGUGGUUCAGGUUCGGGAGAAGAAAGGUCCCCUACGGGCUGCCAUUCCCUACAUGCCCUUUCCACUGGCUGUCGUCUGCUUGUUUCUCAACACGUUUGUCCCUGGACUUGGUACCUUUGUGUCAGCAUUCACAGUGCUUUGUGGUGCUCGGACAGAUUUGCCAGAGAGACACAUGUGCUGUGUGUUUUGGCUAAAUAUUGCUGCAGCCCUGAUCCAGAUUUUGACGGCUAUCGUUAUGGUGGGCUGGAUCAUGAGUAUAUUCUGGGGAAUGGACAUGGUCAUCCUAGCCAUUUCAGAAGGUUAUAAAGAGCAGGGAGUGCCUCAGCAGUUAUAAGUCACAGGCAAAGGAUGAAAAGCGCAAUAUAAUCACAACUGAAGUCAGAUGCGGAUUAAAGUGCCAAAGGCUUUUUGGCUACUUUUGAGGGACACUGAGUGUGCUGGCAGGAACAGCUGAUUUAAGACCUAUGGUAUCCCAAGGUCACAUGAGAAAAACAUCUGCUGCUUUAUGACGAUGAAAUAUUACAAAGUAUAAUGGCAUUAACUUAGAAAAACCACAGCUGUGUAAUGGAAUUAAAGAAGAAGGCUGCAAAGCAAGCAAGCAGCAGCAGCUGUAUCACUGAGACAUGGACAUAUCAGGGGUCACACACAUUCACAGGAUUCUAACUCUGUAAAACACAAGUUGUUGUUUUGUUUUGUAUUUUUUUUUGUUUUUUUUUUUUUGUUGGGGGAUUAAAUCAUUUGAGAAAUCUGACACUCUGCUAAGGAGAACUGAAGGGCUAACAGACUAGCAAGAAUAUGGACACAAUUGCUGCUUUUUGCUACAGAAUGGAUAUUUUAGAGUGCCUCUAAGUAACUGGCUACUAGUUUUGUGCAUUCCUUCAUCUGGCUGCAGUCAUUUCCAGUGGAAAAUCUUUGAUAAUGUUUGCAGGUGGUGGAAGAUUUGACAUAUUAUUCCUUUGUCACAUCCUGUCCUCCAUAACUGAACUGUAUUGUGACGGUUAUCUUGGUGCUGACAAGGGUGACUCUCCAGUAAUACAGCUUCAUGUUAUGUUGCUUUUUGUACUAUAUGAGUGGCAUGUGUUGUACUGUACACAGACAUUCUGUUUGUAUUGCAGUUCAGCCUUGAUUUUUCAUUUUAGGAGCAAAUGCCACCCUAAUUUUGGUGGAACAUAAACAUUUUUCUUACUUGGAUUCAUGGUCCACCUGCGCUUGAAAAAAAUAGGACAGGUGAUGACUGUGAGGUUCAUGCUCUACUGCCAAAAUGAUCAUGAUGUUUAUUAACUUUAUGUGCCCUGGGUUUUGUCAUCACUGUAAACCUCAGAAACUCUCUAAUAACUCUAAUUUUGAUCGUUUUGUGUAUUUGGAGUUUCAUUUUUUAUCAGGCACACUGGAGUUGUAACAAAUUGUAAUUCUGUUUUUUUAUGUUAAUCUUCACUGAGCUUUUUUGUUAAGUAUCACUAUUUCCAGUGCUAUGGACAUUGUUAAAUAUAAACAAUUUGUGAUUUUAUAGAAUAACUGAUGUAACUUUGAUAGAAGUUUGAAUUGUACCAACUGUAAUAGAAAUUUCAGCUGUUUGUCACUUUGUUUGAUAUAGAUAUUCCAGAAUGAAGUCCCUCUCUCUGUGUUUUUAAUAUACUUUCUUAUAAUAGCUCUC
Molecule: messenger RNA, 2306 nt
Organism: Protopterus annectens (West African lungfish)
Lineage: Eukaryota; Metazoa; Chordata; Ceratodontiformes; Protopteridae
Gene: STUM
Product: stum, mechanosensory transduction mediator homolog
Exons: 4
Coding region: 585-986 (133 amino acids)
Source: RefSeq, a predicted model, not a curated record